AAUUAGCGAAUAAUAUGAUUUACUUUGUAAUAAAUAUUUUUGGACCUAAAAGCGUAAAAUCGUUAUGUUUUUAUUAAAACGCCCUGACUUGAAAGUAAUUUAUACGUGUACUCGACUGUACAGCUAUGGAAGAAGAUCUCAUUAUGACGUUUUAAAUUUGCGUAAGAACUGCAGUGAUAAAGAAAUAAAAGAUGCAUACAUAAAGUUAAGCAAACAAUACCAUCCAGAUAAGAAUAAGAAUGCUAGGGCACAGGAACAGUUUGUGCAGGUGCAGGAAGCUUACAAUGUCCUGAGCAAACCGGGGAGUAGAGCUCAGUAUGAUAGUACAAUAGACAUAGAUAUCAACAGUGGCUAUGUUUAUAGAACACAUGUACCAUAUAACUUACGUAACAAAACUUACUAUGGCUUUACUCAAGAUACUGGCAAGGCAAAGACAGACUCAAAUUCUUAUUAUGGCGUCAAAGGUGUAAAGAAGUUACCAAACACAGCAAUAAUAGUACUUUGUUUUGGUAUAGCUUUUGUUGGAGUGCUGUUACAAUUUAUUGUCAUCAGAAACUCAUAUUUAUCCCACCGUCGACAAAUACAAGAGAAAUCUAUGAUGUGUGGGGAUGAAUUGGAUAAAGUGCGUGCGGCAGCUCGGGGUAAAUCAAAUGAGACGCAGACAAGAAUAAUGUUAGAGAAAAUAGUUGCAGCGUCAAAUCCUUCAGCGGCAACCGCCUCUCUCGGGCAAGCGCUUGUGAAUGAUAAAAAGAAAUCAAUGAAGAUUUGCAGUCGCUGUAAUACUUUAAAAGAAAAUGGCAGCGAUUGUCUCGUGUGCGCGCCAAAAAGUAACGACAUUACGUACUCUGAGGUUGUGAAGAAGAUAACGUCUUAUUUAUAUUGAAUAUUACAUUUAAUGUUCGGAAAACUGUGAUCUUAAGUAACAGAAGUAAAUAUGUAAAGUAACAAGACAAUAAAUAUAUUUAAUAUAACA
This is a messenger RNA of Papilio xuthus (Asian swallowtail), 973 nucleotides long. It is a transcript of the gene DnaJ-13, whose product is annotated as DnaJ (Hsp40) homolog 13. The transcript is spliced from 7 exons. The coding region runs from base 65 to 883 and encodes 272 amino acids. NCBI's taxonomy places the organism in Eukaryota, Metazoa, Arthropoda, Insecta, Lepidoptera, Papilionidae. The record is from RefSeq and is a predicted model, not a curated record.